This is a messenger RNA of Syngnathus acus (greater pipefish), 5438 nucleotides long. It is a transcript of the gene itga1, whose product is annotated as integrin, alpha 1. The coding region runs from base 422 to 3979 and encodes 1185 amino acids. Gene Ontology annotation, biological process: cell-matrix adhesion; integrin-mediated signaling pathway; cell-cell adhesion. NCBI's taxonomy places the organism in Eukaryota, Metazoa, Chordata, Actinopteri, Syngnathiformes, Syngnathidae. The record is from RefSeq and is a predicted model, not a curated record. Gene Ontology annotation, cellular component: external side of plasma membrane; integrin complex. The transcript is spliced from 32 exons. Gene Ontology annotation, molecular function: integrin binding.
ACCAAUCUAAAAAAAAAUUCUCUAAAUACAUUUUCAAUCCCAACUGAACGGAUAAUUAGAUAAUAGUUCAAAAUAGGACACUCAUCCUAAAUUCUCUCUGUCACUUUGAAUUAAAUGUGAUAUCCCAGUGAAGCCCAGCAGGACGUCUAUGGUUUCAAAUGGGCCGAGUAAAACAUCUGUACUUUUCACUUAGGUCAUCUACGCUCCCUCUGAUGGCGAUGCAGAUCUGGUGUGGACGAGGAGCCUGCAAUGGCUCCCUGGAGUUUUCACGGAGGCCGCCCAUAUUGGAGCCAUUUCCUGUCUCAGGAGUGGGCAAAAGGCUUGACCCCUGGUGCCCCCUUUCUAUGAUUCGGCAGGAAGUCUUGAACAAUGGGACCCCUCGGCAGGUCCUGCGUGCUGGAUCACGACAUACAUCGCCGAUAUGCCGGGGACUUCAAGUUGCCCUGUCGCGACAGCUGCGCUCACUGUGCUUCUAGUGUGUGUGUCGUCUUUCAACGUGGACCAGAAGAAUAGCUUGUCCUUCAAUGGCCCGCUGGAAGACAUGUUUGGAUACACCGUCCAGCAGUUUGAAAACAGUGAGGGCAAAUGGGUUCUGAUUGGAUCGCCGCUGUCGGGCCAGCCGGCAAAACGAACUGGCGACGUCUACAAGUGUCCCGUGGGCAAGGGGGACAGCACUUGUGUUAAACUCGAGCUGCCAGAAAACACCACCGUUCCCAAUUUACACGAAGUCAAGGAGAACAUGACCAUGGGAACCACGCUCGUGACCAAUCCCAGCGGCGGAUUCUUGGCGUGUGGUCCUCAGUACGGCUACAUGUGCGGUCAGCAGCAGUACAUCUCGGGAGUUUGCGCCAACGUCAGCUCGUCCUUCCAAGUUCUCAACUCGGUGGCGCCGGGCGUUCAAGAAUGUUCCAAAGAGCUGGACAUCGUGAUCGUCCUGGAUGGCUCCAACAGCAUCUACCCUUGGACCAGCAUCAUCGACUUCCUGGUCCACUUCAUCGAGAACAUUCAGAUCGGUCCCAAACUCUCGCAAGUGGGCAUCGUGUCGUACGGCGAGACGGUCACCCACCGCGUCAACCUGAGCCAGUUCGACAACACCGACGCCUUGCUGGAUUUCGUACGCGAGCUCCCGCAACAGACCGGUUUCAAAACAAUGACUUUCCUGGGCAUCGACACUGCCAGGAGGGAAGCGUUCAUGCCUGAGAGAGGGGCGCGGCCCGACGUCAAGAAAGUCAUGGUGAUCGUGACCGACGGAGAGUCGCACGACUUCCACAACCUCAACCCGGUCAUCAAUGACUGCGAGGAAGAUGGCAUCGAGAGGUUUGGAAUUGCUGUUCUGGGCGACUACAACCGACAGAACAAGAGUGCCGAGGAGGUACAGAAGUUCAUCGGGGAGAUUGCGUCCAUUUCCAGCCUGCCCCUACGUGACCACUUCUUUAACGUGUCGGACGAGGUGGCGCUGUUGACCAUCGUGGACGCGCUGGGCAGCAAAAUUUUUGCCCUGGAAGCUACGACCGGCAAUUUCACCUCGUCCUUUGACAUGGAAAUGUCGCAAGCCGGUUUUAGCGCUCACGCUUCCAAAGAAGGCUUGCUACUGGGAGCGGUGGGAGCGUACGACUGGAACGGCACGGUGAUCACGCAAACCGACAAAGGAGCCAUUUAUCCGGCGAAGAACAACUUCUUUGACCCAGAAAAGGAAGUCGGUUAUGAAAGACUGGCAGGCUACCUUGGUUAUGACGUGCAGUCGGCGUCCACCCCGAACGGGGUCUUGUACAUCACGGGGGCGCCGCGGUACAACCACACGGGCCGCGUCGUCAUCUACCGGCUGGAGGACAAGGACGUUGUCGUCUCGCAGACGCUUGGAGGGGAACAGAUCGGUUCGUACUUCGGCAGCGUCUUGCAGACUCUUGACGUGGACGGGGACUCGUACACAGAUCUCCUGCUGGUGGGCGCUCCCAUGUUCAUGGGCUCCGACAGAGACGAGCAGGGUCAGGUGUACGUCUACAAGCUCAAGCAGGACGGCCGCUUUGCCUACGAGUUCACGCUAAAGCCCGUCAACCAGUCAUGCUGCAGCGCUAGCUCAUCGGGUUGCACGCACAAAAACGAGCCGUGCGGCGCCCGAUUCGGCACGGCCAUCGCCGCCGUGUCCGAUCUCAACCUGGACGGCUUCAACGACGUGGCCAUAGGAGCUCCCUUCGAAAACGACCACAGAGGCGGCGUGUACAUCUACCACGGCGACAGCAAGCGCUCGCUCAAGGAGAAGUUUGUGCAGCACAUCCCGGCGGGCGGAAACGAUGACAAAAUGAAGUUCUUCGGUCAGUCUAUACACGGGGUCAUGGAUCUGAAUGGAGACGGAAUCACUGACGUGACCAUCGGGGGUCUCGGCGGGGCCUCGUUAUUCUGGUCCAGAGACGUGGCGGAACUCCGAGCCAACAUGACCUUCGACCCGGCCAAGAUCAACCUGCAGCAGACCGAAUACCAAUGCGAACACCUGGGACGCAAAUCCGUGUGCGUUGAAACUCAAGUGUGUUUUGUCUACAGCGUCAAAUCCGACAAGCAGGAUCUUAAAACCCAAGCAGUGAUUCGUUAUAACCUCACUCUGGAUGCUCUGCGGGCGAAAGCCAGAGCUUCGUUUCGCGACUCGGACGAAAAGAGCGACCGGCGGAUUUCUAGAACCGUCUCAGUGUCGGACCGGCAGAGGAAGUGCGUGAUGGAGACGUUUGUGAUGUCGGCUCGACUGGACUUCCGAGACCCUCUCAUGGUAUCGCUGGAUUUUGAACUGGCCGAUGAAGACCAAGGCCCAGUCCUGGACGACAGCCUCCCCACGUCCAUUAACAAAACGAUUCCUUUGGUGGACUGCGGCAACGACCAGCGUUGCAUCGCCGACCUCGCCCUCCAAGCCGAACCCAGCGUGACAAGGUUGGUGAUCCGAGCCAAGAAGGACAAACUGGACGUGAACAUCCGCGUGAAAAACACCAAAGACAACGCUUACAACACUAAAGUGGUCAUCAGCUUCACGCCAAACAUCAACUACGUCAAAGUGGAGCCGGAAAAAGACUGCACUCUAAAUCACACCAAAGUGGAAUGUGCGGUGGGGUACCCCUUCCUGGGGAGCAAUGUGGAGGAAUCUUUCAAAGUGAAGUUUGAGGUGAAUCCUAAUCACAUUCAUCACAACAUCCAGAUCAACGUCACAGCCACGAGCGACAGCGAAGAGCUGCCCUCCACCCUCAAGGACAACACGGUGCUCAUCUCCAUCCCUGUCAAGUACGAGGCCGGCCUAGUGUUCACCGUGCGUCCAGUGGACGAGCACGUGGUGGUGAAAGAGGGCGAGCAGUACUUGGCUGUGUUCAACGAAACCCGCGUGAUCGGCGAGGAGGUCAACAUCAGCUACACGAUCGAGAAAGCAGGCGAUAUGGUGACCCCUCCUCUCGACCUGAAGGUGACCUACCCUGAGCUGUCGCCUCGUAAUAAUUACUUGCUGUACUUGACGCACAUCGUCACCAGCCCGCAGAUGAAAUGCGACGCGGCCGCUUUGAUCAACCCUCUUAAUCUCAACCCGGAUGUGGUGAAACCCAGCCCAAACAGAGAAACGCUCAGCAUUUUUCUUCUGAACUGCGAGAACCUCCCGUGCGCCUCAUUCAAAUGCUUCAUCCCAGAAGCCAAAGUCAGCCAGGUCAACGUUACCUUCCGAGUGUGGAAGCCCACAUUCAUCAAAGCGGACUUUUCCAGCCUGUACAUGUUGGUGAACGCCACUUUGGGGAGCAGAAACACCGAUCUGUUUGUGCUGAGCGCCGCUGACAGCACCAGGACUAUGAAGAUCCAAGUCUCCAAGGAGAGUUUAGGAGGAAUCCCUAUAUGGAUCAUCAUCAUCAGCAUCCUCAUAGGUCUGCUCAUCUUAGCGCUAGUCAUCUUUGCGCUAUGGAAGAUGGGCUUCUUUAAGAGAAAAUCCCGGGAGUUCUCCAAGGAGGAAAUGAUGGAUUGAAGCUUACACACGAACAGGAAGUGAGCACCACUUCUGGAGUCACUUAAAAAAAAAACAAAAAAAAAACACUCGAGUGUAUGACAACACACAACGAACUACCUUGGAGUAAAAAAAAGCCAUUUAACGGAGCCCAUUGCUGACACGGGCAAAGUCCAUGUUUGCUUUUGGACUGUUAUGCACUUCAUUUAAAAAAAAAAAAAAAAAAAGCACUUUUUUGCUAUGAACAUCCAAACAUCACCAUUUGUGUAUUGUACAGAGACAUCCAAAAUGGCCGCUUCAAUCCCCAACGUUGUUUUAUUCCAAACGUGAGUCCUUGUGACUUUUUGGAAAAGUGAGCGUGAGAAACGUGUCCAUCACUGCUCACAGCUUUAAUGAAAUCCACGAUUACUGGUGCGGUCAAUUUUUUUUUUUUUCUGGUGUGGCCACAGGUUGCCCCGCCCCAGAAACACUGUAUGUAUAUUUGAGCAAGCAUGCUAGCAGCACGGCACAUUUCUUAACAUUCUGAUUUAUAUUUUAUUUUGCCAAAAAAGAAAAAGCAGAAAAAAAUAACUAUUUUUGUGUAAGUUGUGUGGCCUUGUUCUUUAAUCCCACAACCUUCUAGUGUGCUGUAAAUAUCACAAAACUGAAUAUACAAAAUGUACAUAAAUGUAUCUUUUUGGUUGGUGUUGUUGCAGUAAUUUAAAAGAUGUCGCCCACAAGCCUUACUAUGUUUUUGCGCUCAGGUAUUAUCACAUAUAUAAUAUCAUAGACACUAAUUACACAUGGACAAAGCAGAGGCGAAUUACGGAUUUGUGUAAAUAUGAAACAUGGAUUUAUUUUAAGCAGGAAAUGAACGUACAGCAGAAUUUCUCAAGUUUAUUUUCUGUCGGCAUAAUGUAUGAGCGUGAUCAGCCAAUGUGACACCUAAGUAAGCAUCGUACCCAUCAUUUUUUUUUUUUAAACUGUUUUACUUUCCACAUUGAAGCACAACUUGUUUGUACAGAAGGUCAUUUAUGAAAACUUUGUGACCGUUUUUGCCUGUUUGCAGAGAUAGACUCAACGUGGUCUGGAAUCACAUGUUUUGUUUUAUAGGAUCUCAAAGCAAAACCACACUGCUGUGAAGUCUUCAAUGUGAUGAUGCACUGAUUUGUUUUGUCAGGCUGUCUCGCUUUCUGGUCAGCACACACAAACUGAAUGAAUGCUCUGGAGGAAAUAAAAGCUUUGCUAAUUGCAUGUUUUGACAAACAGAGCAUUAGUUUAUUUGUAAAGGAAGAAUGUUGGUGACAGGUAUAGUUUUACAAUAUCUGGAUGUAUGAGGAUUUUGUAAAUAAUAAUACUGUGUUCUUUAUGCCAAAUAUUUUACACUUUUUAUGUUUAUUAUGUGUGAUAUACAAAUAUUUCUGCUAGAAUCUACAUAUAUUUUCAAGUUUACUGUUUGUAUUAUACCUAAUAAAUGCAUAAAUGAGUCCUAUUUAUGAAA